AUGGUGGAACUUACGGAGGACGAGAAAAGCGAAUUUCUGCUCGCGACUUAUUGUCACAUGUGCGGGAAACCGUUUCAACCGGAGGACAAGCGCGUGCGGGAUCACUGUCACCUAACCGGACGUUACAGAGGUCCGGCGCAUUCUCGUUGCAAUCUGAAUUACAGAAACGUUUACGUGAUUCCCGUGUUCUUUCACAAUUUGUCGGGUUACGACGCGCACUUCAUCGUCGAGAAAAUCGCGAACGAUUUCGAGGGCGGGGUCGAUCUGCUGCCGCUCACGAAGGAAAGCUACAUAUCUUUCUCGAAGACCGUUAAGGAGACGCAGACGGACGGGAAAUGGGAUCGGUACGUGAAGCUUCGAUUCGUGGACUCGUAUAAAUUUUUAGCGGCGAGUAUCGAAACCCUGGCGUCCUAUCUGAACAGGGACAAACUGAGAAUCACGCGUUCGGAAUACGCGGAUUUGAGCGCGGAGGAUCUCGAUCUGCUCAGUUGCAAGGGAGUGUUUCCGUACGAGUACGUCGACGGCGCGGACAAACUGCGGGAUACCGAGCUUCCGCCGCGCGAGGCCUUUUACAGUUCCCUGACCAACGAGACCGCGAGCGAGAGCGACUACGAGCACGCGACGAGGGUCUGGCGACGUUUUCGCGUGCGAGAUCUCGGCGAGUACAGCGAUCUGUAUCUCAAAACCGACGUGCUUCUUCUGGCGGAUAUAUUUGAAAAUUUUCGGGACGCGUGUUCGGCGAGUUACGGGCUUGAUCCCGCGCAUUACUACACGUUGCCGGGGUACACGUGGGACGCCAUGCUGAGGUACACCGGCGUGCGUUUCGAGCUGCUCACCGACAUCGACAUGGUGCUGUUCGUGGAACGCGGAAUACGCGGCGGCCUCAGUCAAUGUUCGCUCAGGUACGCGCGAGCCAACAACAGGCACGUACCGACGCACGACUCGUCUCAGCCGUAUCUCAUGUAUUACAACGUGAACAAUCUGUACGGCUGGGCUACGAGCGAAUCGUUGCCCUACGCAAAUUUCCAGUGGCUCGACGAUCCUGAGAAUUUCGACGCGACGACCGUGCCGACGGACAGCGACGUCGGUUACAUUUUAAAGGUGGAUCUCGAGUACCCGCGGGACCUGCACGACGCCCACGCGGAUCUGCCGUUGUGCCCGACGCGCGACAAACCGCCCGGCAAGCGACAGGAAAAACUGCUUGCCACUCUCUACGACAAAUCGCGCUACGUGACGCACUAUCGAAACCUGCAGCAAUGUCUGCGACUAGGUAUGCGUCUGACGCGCGUUCGUCGCGUUCUGCGAUUUGCCCAGUCGCCGUGGUUUCGCGUCUACAUCGAGCUGAACACUGCGCUUAGGACGCGCGCGAGCAACGAGUUCGAACGGAAUUUGUACAAACUGAUAAACAACGCCGUCUUCGGCAAGACUAUGGAGAACGUGCGCGAUCACGUGGACGUGCGUCUCGUGACGCGAUGGGACGGGAGAUACGGCGCGGAGGCGUUGAUCGCUAAGCCGAACUUUCACAGCAGGAGCGUCUUCUCGGAGAAUCUGGUGGCGAUCGAGCUGCGAAGGCUCGAGGUAAAAUUCAACAAGCCUAUCUACGUGGGUAUGUCUAUUCUCGAGAUAUCCAAGACGCGUCUCUACGGGUUUCACUACGACUACAUGGUGCCGCUCUAUCGCGACCGUUGUCGAAUUGCCUACACGGAUACGGACAGUCUGAUCUAUUCGCUGGAGUGCGAAGACGCGUACGAGCGUAUGAAACGCGACGUGCACAGGUUCGACACGAGCGAUUACGCGGAGAACAACGCGCACGGUAUGCCGCGCGUCAACAAAAAGGUGCCAGGUUUGAUGAAGGACGAGAACAACGGCGCGAUCAUGACGGAGUUCGUGGGCCUCAGAGCGAAGAUGUACACCUACAAGGUACUCGGAUGCGACGACACCAAGAGAAUAAAGGGCGUCAAGAGAAACGUAGUCGCGAAGAGGAUCACGUUCGAGGAUUACGUGGAGUGCCUGCGGAACGCGCGCGAGCUGAAGACGCGCCAGUCGUGCAUACGCUCGACGCUGCACGAGGUUAACACCGUGUCGGAGCAAAAACUAGCCCUCAGUCCGCACGACGACAAGCGAUACGUGACGUCGAACGGCGAGGAGACGCUUCCGUGGGGGACAUUACAAAAUACCGUUGUAAAAAAAAGGGAAACAAUAUUGUACGCUUUAAAAAUUGUUUUAUCGUAA
Temnothorax curvispinosus is the source of this 2232-nucleotide messenger RNA. RefSeq lists its product as uncharacterized. The transcript has a single exon. Lineage: Eukaryota; Metazoa; Arthropoda; Insecta; Hymenoptera; Formicidae. The record is from RefSeq and is a predicted model, not a curated record. Gene Ontology annotation, biological process: DNA replication. Gene Ontology annotation, molecular function: DNA binding; DNA-directed DNA polymerase activity; nucleotide binding. Bases 1 to 2232 code for a protein of 743 amino acids.